Messenger RNA from Quercus lobata, 526 nucleotides. RefSeq names its product histone H4. The record is from RefSeq and is a predicted model, not a curated record. NCBI's taxonomy places the organism in Eukaryota, Viridiplantae, Streptophyta, Magnoliopsida, Fagales, Fagaceae. Bases 69 to 380 code for a protein of 103 amino acids. The transcript has a single exon. Gene Ontology annotation, cellular component: nucleosome. Gene Ontology annotation, molecular function: DNA binding; protein heterodimerization activity; structural constituent of chromatin.
ACCUUCCCAUCAAAAACAAAAAACAAACAAUCAAUCUCUCAAAAAAUCAAAGAGUCAAGAGAGAAAGAAUGUCAGGAAGAGGAAAGGGAGGCAAGGGUUUGGGAAAGGGAGGGGCGAAACGGCACCGUAAGGUUCUGAGGGAUAACAUCCAGGGAAUUACCAAGCCUGCCAUUCGGCGUUUGGCCAGGCGUGGCGGAGUCAAGCGUAUCAGCGGUCUUAUCUACGAGGAGACACGUGGCGUCCUCAAGAUCUUCUUGGAGAACGUGAUUCGCGAUGCUGUGACCUACACCGAGCACGCUCGCCGCAAGACCGUUACUGCCAUGGAUGUUGUUUAUGCUUUGAAGAGGCAGGGCAGGACUCUCUAUGGGUUUGGAGGUUAAGAAGGAGAUUAGAGUUAAGAGUUAGGGUUAGGGUUUAGUAUUUGGGUUAUGUUUCAAAUUGGGGGUUUUUGUUGUAAUUGGACUUAAUUGAUGUUGAUUUAAGUUAAUCAUGAAUAGACUGAUAUGAAUUUUAAACUUUGUUGCUA